GGCAUGAUAUAAUUUCCUGAAAUUUAUACAAACAUGUCUUUCAGAGCAUGGUCAUAAAUUUUCCAAAUCUUUUCCAGAUUACAGGUUUUGAGAGCCACUACUGAGAACACAAUCUACAGUUUGUAUUUGGUAAAUUUAAUAUUUUGAUGGGAUUUUAGUGGAUUUAUCUUGGGGGAUCACCACUCUUUGAGGGCCCCUGUUAUUAGCUUCUUGGCCUAAUUGGGCAGGAUCUCUCUCUAGCUUAGCUGACAUCCUUUGGUUAAUUUCGUAAUUCGCCACUCCUUGAUGCAGUCACUGGGCCAAAUUGCAUCUGGUCAGACCAUCUUAAGUAAAUCUUCUGUCUUUCUUUUUCCUGUUCUGCCAACAUUAAUGGAGGUUUGGGUUAAUUUCUGUAUUUUGUUUCUUGGGAAAAAUGUUUUACAAAUCCCCUUUAUAACUCUUUUCUUUUGGUUUUUUGUGGUUUUUUUUCCCCCUCAAAAUAUGGUAAAACGAGGUGAAAGGGUCGUGUAGAUGAACAAAAUUAGCCUAAUUUUACUAGGCUAUCUCCCAGGCAGCUGGAAAUGAUGCUAAGAUCUACCAAAGCGUCCCCCGUGCUUCACGUUCCAUAUUUGCGCUCGUUUACGUUGUCAAAACCUCUGAACUUGGAACAAAGGACGGACAAAAGCAAACGCAUGCACUACCUUUAACAAUAAUAGGGUGAAGCUCCAGUGAGGUCAAGGACGUGUCACCAUUGAAUAUCAACAAAGCCUAUAACUUUGCCUACCCCACUACAGCUGGGCCGCCCAUUUUUAAGCACUACUGAUAAGACAAGAGCCCAUAUUAUUUUAAGUCUGUUCUUGCCUUGUAUUGUUGGGUGGGACAGGCCCAGGAUAGGGGCAUCGUUUUUAACAUUUUUGUAUGAUUUUCGUAGUAAGAGAAAGUAGAAACAAGACAAAGACAGAGUGGUAGAGCAUCAUUUGCUUUUGCCAUAGGCUCAGAUGCCUCUUGUCUCCAUAUUUUCAGCUCUCAAAACUGAUUCUGCUGAUCGCACUUCUUAGAACUCUCUUCUUUGUUCAAGUACUCAGAUGGGAACGCUACUCUGGCCACCACCACCUCCUCCUCCGUCUGUGAUCUCGGUUUCUGGGAGACGAUCUUUGUCCACCUUUCCAUCCUGCCUUCCGGAAAACCGUUACAGUCGGGGGAAAGUUUGUAGCAAUAUUCAAAGUAGCAAGUUUGAUAGUUUCCUUGACCUGAAACCAGAAUCAGAGGCGGAGUUAUUGGAUUUUGAUCUCCGGUGGCUUGAUUCCUCAUGUAAGUCUUGCUUAGAUGUGAUUAUCAUUGGUGCUGGCCCUGCUGGGCUGCGUCUAGCUGAGCAAGUAUCACGCUAUGGAAUUCGUGUGUGCUGUAUUGACCCCUCCCCGUUGUCCAUGUGGCCCAACAACUACGGAGUGUGGGUUGAUGAGUUUGAGGGGUUGGGACUUGAAGAUUGUUUGGAUAAAACAUGGCCCAUGACUUGUGUUCAUAUAGAUGACCACAGAACCAAGUAUUUGGACCGCGCCUAUGGACGGGUUAGUAGGAAACGCUUGAAGAUGAAAUUACUUGAGAUCUGUGCUGCUUAUGGAGUCCAAUUCCAUAAGGCCAAGGUUUGGAAAGUGGAGCACCAGGAGUUUGAAUCUCUGGUUGAGUGUGACGAUGGAAGCAAGCUGAGGGCAAAUUUAGUUGUGGAUGCCAGCGGCUUUGCUAGCACUUUUAUAGAGUAUGAUAAGCCAAGGAACCAUGGCUAUCAGAUUGCUCAUGGUAUUCUAGCUGAAGUUGAUAGUCACCCAUUUGAUUUGGAUAAGAUGCUCCUCAUGGACUGGAGAGAUUCCCAUUUAGGUAACGAGCCUUAUAUACGUGCUGGUAAUUCGAGCCUCCCGACCUUUCUGUAUGCAAUGCCAUUUAACUCAAACUUGAUAUUCUUAGAAGAGACUUCCUUAGUCAGCCGGCCAAUGUUGUCGUAUAAGGAAGUUAAGAGAAGGAUGGUUGCGAGACUCAGGCAUCUGGGUAUUCGAGUGAGGAGGGUAAUUGAAGACGAGAAGUGUUUGAUCCCCAUGGGAGGCCCCCUCCCCCAGAUUCCUCAAAGUGUAAUGGCAAUUGGUGGGACCGCUGGUCUGGUCCACCCCUCUACUGGGUACAUGGUGGCUAAGACCAUGGCCCUGGCCCCAGUCCUGGCUGAAACAAUUCGGGAAUGCCUAGGCUCUUCCAGGAUGAUCAGAGGUAAGCCACUUCAUCACAGAGUCUGGAAUGGCUUGUGGCCUAGCGAGAGGAGGUGUACCAGAGAAUUCUACUCUUUUGGGAUGGAGACUCUUUUGAAGCUGGAUUUGAAUGGCACCAGGGGUUUCUUUGACGCUUUCUUUGAUUUGGAUCCUUACUACUGGCAAGGGUUUCUCUCCUCUAGGUUGUCUCCUAGAGAGCUAGCUUUGCUGAGCUUAUCCCUGUUCGGGCGAGCCUCAAAUCCAUCCAGGUUUGACAUCAUUACAAAAUGCCCUGCUCCUUUGGUUAAAAUGGUGGGUAAGUUGGCAUUCGAAACUAUUUGAUGAUGGGAUACAAUGGAAAAAAUAAUUCCAAGUUCUGUUUUUAUGAUAUUUGUGCAUGUAGUGAAAUCCAGUUGAUUGAUGCAUGUGGCUUGGGCGGAAGGCUUCUCUCUCAAUUGAAGAGCAUAUGUUUUGUUAGUUCUGUCAAGCCUUUAUUUCAAUAAUGAUAUUGGCAAUCAAUGUUUCAUAAUGAUAAUAAUAAUGAUUAUUCCAAGUUGAA
Messenger RNA from Vitis riparia (riverbank grape), 2772 nucleotides. Its product is annotated as capsanthin/capsorubin synthase, chromoplastic-like. Gene Ontology annotation, biological process: carotenoid biosynthetic process. Gene Ontology annotation, molecular function: oxidoreductase activity, acting on paired donors, with incorporation or reduction of molecular oxygen. The coding region runs from base 1065 to 2555 and encodes 496 amino acids. Lineage: Eukaryota; Viridiplantae; Streptophyta; Magnoliopsida; Vitales; Vitaceae. The record is from RefSeq and is a predicted model, not a curated record. The transcript has a single exon.